GCCGAGCCCGGGAAGAUGUACCAGAGCCUGGCGCUGGCCCCGAGCCCCGGCCAGGCCGCCUACGCCGACUCGGGCGCCUUUCUGCACGCGCCGGGCGCCGGCUCCCCGGUGUUCCUGCCGCCGGCGCGCGUCCCCUCCAUGCUGCCCUACCUGCCGGCGUGUGAGCCGGGCCCGCAGCCCCCGGCGCUCGGCGCGCACCCCAACUGGGCGCAGGCGGCCGCGGCAGACUCGUCAUCCUUCGGCUCCGGCAGCCCGCACCCGCCGGCCGCUCAGCCUCCCGGGGCCACCGCCUUCCCUUUCGCGCACAGCCCCCCGGGGUCUGGCGGCGGUGGCAGCGCCGGGAGCCGGGACGGCGGCGCCUAUCAGGGCGCAAUGCUGGCUCGAGAGCAGUACUCGGCCCCGCUCGGGCGGCCCAUGGGUGCCUCAUACCCCACCGCGUACCCGGCCUACGUGAGCACCGAGGUGGCCCCGUCCUGGACCUCCGGACCCUUCGACAGCAGCGUCCUGCACGGCCUCCAGGGCCGCCCGGCUGGCCUUCCGGGCCGCAGAGCCACUUUCGUGUCCGACUUCCUGGAGGAGCUCCCCGGCGAGGGUCGCGAGUGCGUCAACUGCGGGGCCCUGUCCACGCCACUGUGGCGCCGCGACGGCACCGGCCACUACCUGUGCAACGCAUGCGGCCUCUACCACAAGAUGAACGGCGUCAACCGGCCGCUCGUGCGGCCGCAGAAGCGCCUGUCCUCGACCCGCCGGGCCGGCCUCUGCUGCACCAACUGCCAGACGACCACCACCACACUGUGGCGGCGCAACGCGGACGGCGAGCCCGUGUGCAACGCCUGUGGCCUCUACAUGAAGCUGCACGGGGUGCCGCGGCCCCUGGCAAUGAAGAAAGAAAGCAUCCAAACUCGGAAACGGAAGCCUAAGAACGUGGCCAAGACCAAAGGCUCCGCAGGGUCCACAGGGAACACCACAUCCUCCCCACCGUCCUCUGUCCCCGACCCCGAGACCUCAGCAGCCACUUUGAAACCCGAGCCCAGCCUGGCGUCCCCUUCGUGCCCUGGGCCCAGCAUCGCCUCCCAGGCCCCCAGCCAGGUGGACGACCCCCUGGCCCCCAGCCACUUGGAGUUCAAAUUCGAGCCCGAGGACUUUGCCUUCCCCUCCGCAGCCCUGGGCCCCCAGGCUGGCCUCGGCGGGGCCCUGCGCCAGGAGGCCUGGUGUGCGCUGGCCUUGGCCUAGGUCCCCAGGCACCCACCGGACCCACCUCGCUGCCUACUUGGCUCCAGCUUGGCAGAGACCGCCAGGCCCACCCGCCAGAAGAGGCUGGAGCCAGCAGGACCUCGAGGCGCUGGGCAUCCCCCUACACGUCGGCAGGGAGGCCUUCUGUGCAGAGGGCAGUCGGGCCGCAGAGCAGGAGGAAGGCUGAUGGGAGAAGUACUCGGGCCCCCCGCUCAGACAGCAAGGGAACCCCCAAAUGCUGUCCGAGGCUCUGAGCCACACUAGCCACUCCAGCCAAGACUGACCCGGGGCACCCACCACCAACGUGAAUUCUGCUGUCAGCACGGGCCGUCGUCAUGUUUACAAGAGCAGCAGUUGGGAAAAACCCCAACCUCCUUUUGUAAAACCUGGAUCACAAGUGAAAUGACUGAGGCUGGGCAAGCAACAGAAUGAGAGGAGCAGCCAGAGGUGGGACCUCCUGAGGCCUCAGAGUCUGUCCUUCAUUUCCCACAUUUGACGAGUAGAACCAUGGCUCAGAGAACUUUCCCUUCUCUGAGCACAGGACUGCCAGGGACAGAUGUGCCGGUCAUGCACUGUGCCAGCACGCCACCCCAAGGGGAAGCCGUUCACAUCACAGUCACCAUGGGCUUGUGUAUUUAUUUGAAUGGUUUUCCCAGAGCAGGCAGUAAAGGGCCUUGUUCUGAGUGAA
This is a messenger RNA of Ceratotherium simum simum (southern white rhinoceros), 1921 nucleotides long. It is a transcript of the gene GATA5, whose product is annotated as GATA binding protein 5. NCBI's taxonomy places the organism in Eukaryota, Metazoa, Chordata, Mammalia, Perissodactyla, Rhinocerotidae. Gene Ontology annotation, biological process: negative regulation of transcription by RNA polymerase II; cardiac muscle tissue development; positive regulation of transcription by RNA polymerase II. Gene Ontology annotation, cellular component: nucleus. The record is from RefSeq and is a predicted model, not a curated record. Gene Ontology annotation, molecular function: DNA-binding transcription factor activity, RNA polymerase II-specific; RNA polymerase II cis-regulatory region sequence-specific DNA binding; zinc ion binding.